UCCAAAAUCAAAAGAAUCAGAGUUGGAGAAGAAAACAACAUUUUCAAGAAAUCGACAAACGCAAAGUCGUGUAUCUUUUACCGUUUAUCCGGGUUGGAUAACCUUUCUCAUUUGGUCCCACUACGUUUCCCCCUCUCUCUCUACACCCCCAUGUGAUCAAGUCCCCCUUUUUGCAAUCACCAAACGGUCCUAGUGUUUUUCAUGCUACCAACAAUUGUGUAUCGUUGAUUCAUUAUCACUUAUGCUCGCACUCGAUUGAACGCCAGCUGUUUGCGAAUUCACCCCUUUGAGUUUGACUGAUUUUGUGCUCAAAUUUCUUCCGUUUCUUGAACCUUUUUCUCGGCCAUUUCCGUUUCUAGUUCAGUGAUUGAACUGUUUGGAUUGGUGGGAGGUGGAAAUCCGGAGCUGAAUUGCGGUGGUUGGUGGUGUUUUGAUCAGGGUUUUGUUCAGCCUGAUUGAGUUGCAUUGUGGCGGUGAUUGGUCUGGUGUGAAUUGGGGUUUUGAAUCCGAAACGGCGCCGUUAGAUGGCGCUAUUCAGAAGGUUGUUCUACCGGAAGCCGCCUGACCGGCUUCUUGAGAUUUCAGAGAGGGUCUAUGUGUUUGAUAGUUGCUUCUCCACCAAUGUACUUGACGAAGAUGAGUACAGAACGUACAUGAAUGGAAUUGUUGCUCAGUUACAGGACCACUAUCCCGAUGCUGCUUUUAUGGUUUUCAAUUUCAAAGAAGGCGAAAAAAGGGGCCAAUUAUCCGAUGUGUUAUCUCAGUAUGACAUGACAGUAAUGGAUUACCCUCGGCAGUAUGAAGGGUGUCCGUUGUUACCACUGGAGAUGAUUAACCAUUUCCUGCGUUCGAGUGAGAGCUGGCUGUCGCUUGAGGGCCAACAGAAUGUGCUUCUAAUGCACUGCGAAAGGGGAGGAUGGCCUGUCCUCGCCUUUAUGCUUGCAGGCCUUCUUCUGUACAGGAAACAGUACACGGGCGAGCAGAAGACACUUGAAAUGGUGUACAAACAAGCACCGAGGGAACUUCUUCAUCUCUUGUCUCCUUUAAAUCCACAUCCGUCUCAGCUCAGAUAUCUUCAGUACAUCUCUACAAGGAAUAAUGGGUCCAACUGGCCACCGGCAGAUACACCUCUGGCUCUGGAUUGUAUUAUUCUUAGAUUCCUUCCUUUAUAUGACGGUGGAAGAGGAUGCCGACCCGUAUUCCGUGUAUAUGGUCAGGAUCCUACUUCAAAAACAUCUACUAGAAGUUCGAAGCUUUUGUUCUCAACCUCGAAAGUCAAAAAGAAAAUCCGCCUCUAUCAACAGGAAGAGUGUGAGCUAGUAAAAAUUAAUAUCCGCUGUCGUGUUAAAGGAGACAUUGUUCUUGAGUGCAUCCACUUGGAGGAUGACUUGGUGAGAGAAGAGAUGAUUUUUAGAGUGAUGUUCCAUACAGCAUUUGUCCGAUCAAACAUUUUGACGCUAAACCGCGAUGAAGCUGAUGUUCUUUGGGAUGCCAAGGACCAGUUCUCUAGGGAAUUCAGAGCAGAGGUACUCUUUUCGGAUGCAGAUUCUGUUCAUUCCGUUGUAAACACAGAAGAAGCUGAAAGUGACGAUGGAAAUGAAACAGAAAAUGCCGGAGCUGAGGAAUUCUUCGAGGCAGAAGAGAUAUUCAGCAGUGCAGUAGAUGCUCAUGAUGGCAAGGUGGAGUCGGAGUCAGAAUCUGAUGACUACGCAGUUAUCACAAGUUCUGAGGUCAACCAGAGUACUCAGGAGGUAGCUGUGAAGGGCGAUUUGGGUCAUCAUGCAUUUGAAGAUUGUGUGUCUGAUGAGGGAAUUCAGAGGCGUGAACGCAAUGAUAGCAUGCAGCGUAAUGGGAAUGCUAAAGUAGAGUCUGGACUUCAGACUGAUAAAGAAGAUACUAGUGCUGAAACAAAAUCUAUUAAUGGUGGAACGGGUGAUGAGUGUGAAGAUGAAGAAGAAGAAGACGAGCAAAGGGAAGAAGCUCCUCGGGUACUGAAGUAUCUCAAAGAGCAGGCCCAUGAACAGAAGCCUAUGUCUGAUAGUAAUAAGCCAAAGUUUGAUAGAAAGCCGCCAAUUUCACGAUCUGCUUCUGAUGCAGUCACUACCAAUAACAAAUCUAAGCUGCCGGAGUCGCAGAGCACUCCAGCUAGGGUGGCAAAACCAAAUGCUGUAUCGAAGUGGAUACCUACUAAUAAAGGUUCUUACACUAGCUCAAUGCAUGUUUAUUAUCCUCCAUCAAGAAAUAACAGUGCUCCGGCAUCACUAACUCUUGGCAAAGAUUCUACGCCGGGAGGGAAAUCAAAGCCUCCCUUUGUCACUUCAUCUUCACCAUCUGCUACAACUGACAGAGGUACUGCAUCAGGCCGUUCCAAGCAUGCAUCUAGCCCAUCAUCAUUAGACGCAUCACUGGCUUCUGCCCCGUCUCUACCUUUACUCUCAGAGGUGGGAGGUGAAGCUGAACAUAGUAUAGAAUCUCCACCACCUUCAGAUAUACCCCAGCAAUCGCCAACUCCACCACCACCGCCGCCAACUCCACUCCUUAUUUCUUCAUACCCUGAAAGAUCUUCUAGCAUAAGAAAGCCCUCCCCACCUCCACCACCUCCUCCUCCGCCACCACCUCCAAUGAAUGGGCUUCCUUCUAUUCAAUCACAUAGAGAUUUGCCUCUUCCCUCAGUCCCACCUCCUCCGCCGCCACCUCCUCUUUCACGUGGUGUACCCCCACCUCCACCACCUCCAACUUUUGGAAAUUAUGUUCCUCCUCAGAACCAUAGGACUCUACCACCUCGUCCUCCUUUGUGCAGUGCUCCACCUGCACCACCGCUUCCUCCUCCUGGUGCAUCUGGUGUACCAGCACCUCCACCACCGCCUGGACAGGAAAUGCCUGCUCCACCGCCUCCACCAUCACCUCUGGGACAGCCUGCUCCACCACCUCUAGGACGGCCUGCGCCACCACCACCGCCACCUCCCCCUCAUGGAGCUCCGAAACCUCCACCUCCUCCUACCCGUGGUGCCCCAAUCCCACCUCCCCCACCUUCAACUCGUGGCCCUCCACCACCUCCACCCAUAGGAGGAGUACCACAUCCACCAGCACCUCCUGCAGGUCGUGUGCUUGGUCCACCAGCACCUCCAGGACCUUCAGGAGGUGCACCACCCCCACCUCCCCCAUUUGGUGCAAAAGGACCUGCAACAGAUAGUAAAGGGUUGCUUGUUGGUAGAGGGCGUGGGCUUCCACGUCCAAUGGCAACAGCAGCUCGAAGAUCUACCUUAAAGCCACUUCAUUGGAGCAAGGUAACCAGGGUAUUACAAGGAAGCUUGUGGGAAGAACUACAGAGAUUCGGGGAUCCUCAAGUUUCACCAGAAUUUGACGUUUCAGAACUCGAGGCCCUUUUCUCUGCCACAGUACCGAAGUCAAGUGCAGGAGGAAACGCUGGGAGCCGCAGAUAUUCCACUGGAUCUAAGACUGAAAAAGUCCAUCUGAUUGAUUUGAGGAGAGCCAACAACACUGAAAUUAUGCUCACAAAAGUGAAAAUGCCCCUUCCGGACAUGAUGGCUGCAGCACUUGCAAUGGAUGAUUCAAUUUUGGAUGCUGAUCAAGUCGAAAAUCUCAUUAAAUUUUGUCCAACUAAAGAAGAGAUGGACCUUCUUAAGGGCUACACAGGAAACAGGGAGACUCUGGGGAAGUGCGAACUGUUUUUCCUGGAGCUGAUGAAGGUUCCGCGAGUUGAAUCUAAGUUACGGGUUUUCUUAUUCAAGAUCCAAUUCAUCUCUCAGGCUUCUGAUUUCACGAGAAGCUUGAAAACUGUGAAUUCAGCAUGUGAUGAGGUUCGGGGGUCCUUCAAACUGAAAGAAAUUAUGAAAAUGAUUUUACAUCUUGGAAAUACAUUAAACCAAGGAACUGCUAGAGGUUCUGCUCUUGGGUUCAAAUUAGACAGUCUCUUGAAACUCACAGAUACGCGUGCAUCCAACAACAAGAUGACGCUCAUGCAUUAUCUUUGUAAGGUGCUUGCUGCAAAGACACCAGCACUUUUAGACUUUCAUGAAGAUCUUGUUAGCUUAGAGGCUGGCUCUAAGAUACAAUUGAAAUCUUUGGCAGAAGAGAUGCAAGCCAUUCUCAAAGGCAUAGAGAAGGUGAAGCAGGAAUUGGCUGCUUCGGAAAACGAUGGUCCCGUAUCUGAAACUUUUCGCAAGACAUUGAAGGAAUUCGUCACUGUUGCUGAGACCGACGUUGCAUCCGUGACGCAUCUCUAUUCUCAUGCGGGGAGAAAUGCAGAUGCACUAGCUCUAUAUUUUGGUGAGGACCCUGCACGAUGCCCUUUCGAACAAGUCAUUGCAACCCUCUUGAACUUUGUCAGAAUGUUCCGCAAAGCUCAUGAAGAAAACUGCAAACAAGCCGAACUAGAAAAGAAGAAAGCUCGGAAAGAAGCUGAAGUGGAGAACACCCAAGGAUUAACUCGGUCAAAGAGAGCGAGAAACUGAGUUGAAUGCUUUUUAAUGGGUCCAUAUAGUUUACGCUGGAGGAUGCAUCCAACGAUCCCUCAGCUUUGCUGGAAAUGCGGGGCAGAGAGUGCUGUCGAGCCAUCAGGAAAUAUGAGAAAGCCUGGUGGCCAUUGGGUGCUGAUCUCAUCGGAGAUUUCUUCAUCAGAGGUACGUGUUGAGUCUUGAAACUCCGUUGGAUGCUGGCAGGUUGGACUACUGAGAAAUAUGCUCAUCGCCAGAUGAAACCUGUACAUAAAUGCUAACCCUCUACUUAGAAUCAACACUAAUUCUUUGGUGUAGUUCUAGAAUUCGAUUUGGUUCCUCGUGUGGAACCUUUGAUGAAAUGCGCCCUUGAAUAGUUACCCAGUCGAGAGGAUAUAUAGACGAAUAUAGUCUAAGAUACGUAGAUAGAAGCAUAGGUUUUUUUUUUUUGUCUUGACCAUUUCGGUUUCUGGAGAUUGGAUAGAUUCAUUCAUUAGUGAACAUUUUUCCAGCUC
This is a messenger RNA of Salvia hispanica, 4972 nucleotides long. Its product is annotated as formin-like protein 20. The record is from RefSeq and is a predicted model, not a curated record. NCBI's taxonomy places the organism in Eukaryota, Viridiplantae, Streptophyta, Magnoliopsida, Lamiales, Lamiaceae.